CGCAACCAGCCACGCCCUCCCCGCUGUUUGAGUCCAGAAGACGUCGGCGCAGCUCAGAGCCGCAUAGUAGACAUUAUUCUUCAGAUCAUCUGAAAACAUUCGUGUUUUUUAACAUGGUUUGUGGCGGUUUCACGUGUUCGAAAAACGCCCUCUGUUCUCUGAAUGUUGUUUACAUGCUGGUUGGGCUCCUGCUCAUUGCAGUUGCAGCAUGGGGGAAGGGUUUCGGCUUGGUGUCGAGCAUCCAUAUCAUCGGCGGCGUCAUAGCAGUGGGCGUCUUCUUGCUGCUCAUCGCCAUCGUAGGACUCAUCGGAGCAAUACACCACCACCAAGUCAUGCUUUUCUUUUACAUGGUAAUCCUGUUCAUUGUUUUCCUGUUCCAAUUUGGAGUUUCCUGUUCCUGCUUGGCAAUGAACCAAGGACAGCAGGUGGUUCUUCUCAACUCCACCUGGGGGAUGUUGGAGAAUAAUACCAAGACAGAUCUGGAGAGCCAGCUCAACUGCUGCGGGCUGCUGAACGUCUCUAACAGCAGGCCACAGUUUGAAGCAGACUUGGAAAACUGUCGUGCUCCAUGCAAAAAGCAAGGUGACUGUUCGACCUGUGGGGAUAAGAUGCUGAAUCAUGCAACAGAGGCUCUGAAGAUCCUUGGAGGCGUCGGGCUCUUCUUCAGCUUCUCAGAGAUCCUGGGAGUGUGGCUCGCUGUGCGCUACAGGAACCAGAAGGAUCCACGAGCAAACCCGAGUGCUUUCCUAUAGUCUGUUCCACGCGUCCUUUCUUCAGACACCCUGGUACAACACAGAUUACCACACACACACCCAGAGGCAGACAUUUAAAGCCACAGCAUCCACAACAACACACACGCACAACGGAUGAGCGCACUCAGCACCUGGCCGACACUGAGAAACAAAAUGUACAACCGUACUGGAGACUCAGAAACUACAACAACCUUCUCAGACCUGGAGACUCGUGCAUGAACGGAUGACUGGUGACACUGGUGAGUUCUACUGGUUCAGCCUUGAUUUGAGUCCCAGAGGUUCUGAAUGCAAUCUGCUAAUAAGAGGUCAUGAGAGAUUUCUGCAUGUGCACCCAGAUAAAAAUCUCCUCCCACACACCAACCAAUGACUCUAGAACUAAUAACCUGUAUGCACCUUGAAAUGUUCCUCUUGUCUCUAGUUUAGUGCCACCAUGUAACGGCUAAUGUUCCCCUCUGCUCACUGCUGUCAGUGAUAUGCACCUAACCUGUCCGUUGUGAUGAGGAGAAACAAGGCCCUGUAUUGGAGUGGUGGUGUAAAGUGGUCCUUGAACCAUGUGUAAUUAUUUUUGCUCCCCACUCGUUGCAGAUGUUGGGAGUUUAGAAGAUAGAUUUUAGGUAACCGUUGCUAGUCAUUCAGUUAGUUUCAGGUGUUUGUGAACUGUAACUGAGCCAGCUAACUUAUCAGUCAGCGACAUUCACAUGCCACAGACUGCAGCCUUGAUGUUGUACAUAUUCUUAUUUAAAAUCCUGUAGCUCAGAAAUUUGCAGAAGUAGUCGACCAUGCUUCCCUGUGUUUGACCCGUUCCUCUGUGUGGCACAGUGAUGAUGUGUAGUUUAGAUCCUGGUAGUAGAGAAGAGCAUUCUGGUACGGGCCGUGACCUUCUCUGCAACUGUAGGAAAUCCCACAGUGAAGCGUUUUAAUGUGUUUGUUUCAGGAGAAGAAAGAAAAAAGAAUUUUAGCCAAAGCGGCUUUUUGAAAAUCCGUUUUUUUCCUUUUAUUGUGUUAAUUGUGAUAAUGUGCUUCUUGUUGCAAUUUUAAAACCUUCGAGAACAACAACAACUCUUUAUUAGAGUUCAGUUUGUUUCUGUUGCCAUCAGUCUUUGUAUUCAUCAGUGUUACUCGCUUUGUAAAAAUAUACAAUAAUGCUUGUUAAAUAUUUUUGGAAUCUAUUUAAGAUUAGUGCACAUUAAGCAGAUGUUGAUAUAAUUUGACAUUUCCUGUUGACGGAUAAUUUUUAUUUUUCUCUUAUGAACUGAUUUUAACUUCAAGGACUAACAAGCUGUAAUGAAACGUCUUACUUGAACCCGUCUUCUUUGCUGAUGUGGAUUUCUUGCUGCUGGUUUGGGUUUCUCGUUGGUGUAAACAUUCAGACAGAUCUCAACGCCAUAUAUUACCUGUAUUCACUUUGAAUUUGUGUGCAAUUGUUAAUGAAAUGUAUGAAUUUUUGAGACUUAAUUUUCCAAAUAAUAAAACUUCAAAUUGGAAA
Molecule: messenger RNA, 2238 nt
Organism: Girardinichthys multiradiatus
Lineage: Eukaryota; Metazoa; Chordata; Actinopteri; Cyprinodontiformes; Goodeidae
Gene: tspan31
Product: tetraspanin 31
Exons: 6
Coding region: 114-752 (212 amino acids)
Cellular component (GO): membrane
Source: RefSeq, a predicted model, not a curated record